AUGGGAACAAAGGCUGUACUUAAAACCAUUCGUCAACAUAUCGAUGCUAAGGAAUUCAACAAAGCAAUGGGAAUUAUAGAGGAUCUAUUAAAACAAGAUGUAUCUGAUUAUUUACUUUUCGUCUUCGCAGCAGUUACAAGUGUAGAAAUUGGAAAUGAUUGCGAAGCUGUUAGUUAUUACAAAAAAGCAAUCAAGCUUGAUGCAGAGAAGCCUCUAGCAUGGCAAGGACUGUAUAAACUUUACGAACAAGGAAAAUAUGUUGAUUUGGAGCACAUCCUAAUAGUAAUUCAAAAUCUGAUAUGUAUUCCUGGAAUAGCUCCAGAAAAAAUUUCUGCAUAUAAGAGAGAAUUGGGUUUUAUAUUACUGAAAUUGAAGAAGUUUGAUGAAGCUUUUUCAAUUUCCGAUCGAUUAGACGAUGCUGAUUUUUGUUACGAAGCACUAAAAAUGUUACUAUUCACUGAUGAUUGGGAUGGCGAUCGAAAAAAAUUGAUAAAACAAUUUUUAAUCAAAAUCGAUAGUGGCAAAUUGGACAGUAAAAUUCAUCGGAAAUGUGCAAUAUUACGUUGUUCAUGGGCAGAGACACUGGAAGAAAUACGAGAUGUAUUAAACUGGCACGUUAGAUACAUUUCACUCGAUGAUGAAUGGCUAACUAAUUUAUUGCGAUAUUUCGUUAUUAUCUCUUAUUUGGAGCGACGUCAAGUAGAUCAUUCGAGCGACGUUAUCAGUAUGUUGAGAAAUGCUGUAGAGAAAGAAACAGAAUUCGAACUUCUUCUUGAACAUGUUGAGAAGACAGAAAUGUCAUUAUCGAUCAAAAAUAUUGAUGAAAAUUUGAAAAACGAUACAUGCAAAUGGCCGUAUAUCGGUUUGGCUGUUCCUCUUUUACUUUUUCAAGAACGCUAUGAACAAGUUUUAAUUCUUCUCGAUGUAGAAAUCCCAAAUAUACAUCCUGCAAUUACCAAAGCUUUAAGUGAAGAAAUUUUCCGUGCUAGAUGUGAAGCACUGUAUGGUAUUCAUAAUGACAAUACGCUCCUGCAAUUACAUUUAUUAUUGAAUGAUAAUUCAAGCACUAAGCAAGCGCCCAGAAACAUACGACUUGAGAAUUCUCAAUCAAAAGAGUCCUUACAAGAGGCAAGACUUUUAGCUGAAAAUGCUGCAAAAUCCAACCCGAAAUCAUGGCAGUGGCAUUUAGUGCUUGGCGAAAUUUGUUUACUAUUAAAUACCGAAGAUUCGGUUGCUACAUCGGCUCUUGUGAAAGCAGCGAAAUUGAAUCCAUACAGUAGCAAAGCUUUUUUUUUAUUGGGAUCGAGCUUGAAGACUAAAAAUCGAACCAAAGCUAUAGCUUGUUUGGAAAGAGCAGCGAAAAUUCGUCCUCAUGACACGAAGGUUGCGAAGCUAAUAGAUGAGCUACUCAGUUUGGAAGGUCGCAAUGAAGAUUUGCUCAAACAUUUAGUACGAUAUUCGAAAAUGGUACCUAAAGACCUUUGGGCACGGAAAAGAUUGGCAUUAUUGGAGCUUCAAAAUGGAAAUCUUGAUGCAGCAAUUGAUCAAAUGCAGCGCAUUGUUACACUUGAUAAAACAGAUGUUGGGAUUUGGACUGCGCUAGGAGAUGCUUAUAAAAAGCGUGGAAACUAUCAAAGUGCUAUCAAAGCUUUUAAGGAAGCAAUAAAUCUUGAAUCAGACAAUAAAACUGCUGAAAUUCAGUUUAUUCAAAUGUGCCAAGUUACUGGCCAAUUGGAGGAAGCAAUCGAACACUCCUUGAAAUUGAUAAAAUAUGUUGAAAGUGGCCAAAGUGAUACAAAUUGUGUCUAUUUAUUAUAUGUUGAAUCUAUCCUGAAACUAGCUCAAAAAUCGGUGUAUUCUUUGCAAUUUGAUCUCUUAAAUAGAUUUUUUGGCUCUAUUGAAAAAGCUUUUGAUCGAAAUCCAGGAUUUGUAUUACCCUUUAAAUUUGCUGCUGAUGCGCUUUUGCUAGCAUCUAGAUAUCAUGUUGAUACAUUUCAACAUUUCGAAUUUCCUAAAACUUGGAAAAUGGAGUCAGUGCUGGAUGCAAUUGAAUUAGCUAUUCAUUACUAUUGCUUGGUGAUAAAAGCACAUCCGAACUGUGCUAGUGCUUGGGAUGAUUUGGGUAUUGCUUUAUUACGGAAAUGUCAAUUAAUGAAAGAUAACUCGGGAUACGCAAACCUUGUCGAGUGUUUUAAACGUGCUAUCAAACUUUGCUCAUCAAAAACAGUAAAGUCGAUUUAUUGGACAAACCUAUCGGAAGCGGUUGGAUUAUCAGGAAAUGCCUUGACGGUACAGCAUUGCCUUAUACGAGCCUUACAGUUAAAUGCAAGGAACGAUAAUGCUUGGUUUUUACUUGGCUUAUUAUAUUUGAAGUUCAGUCAGCAUAAUUUAGCACGACAAGCUCUCAAUAUGGCUCAGAAAAUUAAUCCCGAAUCAGCCGAAGUUUGGUGUGUUUUGGCCACAAUGGCAGAAGCAGAAAAUCAUUAUGAUACGAUGGAUUUAUAUAGACAUUCAUUAACUUUGAGGCCAACUGAACUGGCGGUGAAAAAGUAUACAUAUUAUCUGAUGAAAAUUUUAGCCGAAGGUAAACAGUCUGAUGAUGCAACAAUGUUCGAUUUUGAAUCUGUCCACGAAAUUAUUGAGAAAUUGUUGAAAUGUUCGAUUUAUGAACAGCUUUUUUCGGCUCUUGAACGAAAUGAUAUUGAGCAGUUUCGUGCGAUUUCAAUGGAUGUUAAAAAUAAAAUACAAAUUCCUCUUUUUAUUGCUGCCGUUCUUUGUUUCCAGAAAAAACUAAAUGAUGAUUUCGUUAAUGUUUUACGCGAUGUAAGGCCACGUCAUCAGAUUGUCCUUGUUUACUCUACUGGUAAUCAGUGUGAUGAAAAUGAUGAAUUUUCUUAUAAUAUAAAUGAAGAAUUGGGUAACGAAACUAUUGUACGGUAUGAUAAUAUGUCAAAGCGACUAUGCAGCUUACUGGCAUUACGCGUUGAGCAGUACCGUGCAGUGGGACACAUUUGA
Brugia malayi is the source of this 3015-nucleotide messenger RNA. It is a transcript of the gene Bma-ttc-37, whose product is annotated as TPR Domain containing protein. The transcript is spliced from 19 exons. The record is from RefSeq and is a predicted model, not a curated record. The coding region runs from base 1 to 3015 and encodes 1004 amino acids. Gene Ontology annotation, molecular function: protein binding. Gene Ontology annotation, cellular component: Ski complex. NCBI's taxonomy places the organism in Eukaryota, Metazoa, Nematoda, Chromadorea, Rhabditida, Onchocercidae.